GAUAGUUUUCCCGUAAGUCAGGGAUCCAACGAAUUCUCUACCUGCAAAAUCUAACUCCACUCUCUCUCUCUUCUUUCUCUCUCUAACUCUUGUCUCUUUUCUGCUGCAAACUCUUUUUCUCUUAAACUUCCCAAUUUGUCUUCAGCUCCAAAAUAUAUCUAACAUUUUUUAUUCCUUUUUUUUUUUUUUUUGUCUCUAUUUUUGCCGGUAAUCAAAAAGUUAUUUCUGGUGAUUUCUUCCCAUCUCUCUCUUCAUUCAUCACCUGCAAAUCUCUGUCUCCCCAUCUGUAAUUGGGUCAUCCUUCCUUCUUGCAUUUAUAAAUUGUUCAUCUGCAAAACCAAUCUCUCUCUAUCUCAAAAUUCAGCUUCAGCGAACUACAACAAGCCUCUCUCUCGAUCAUCCUCUCUCUUUCUCAUGGCCUUGGCCAGACGACGGUUUCUCACGCUCCCUGCGGUUGCUCCCUGCCCGGAUAUCGACCCUGCGGCCCUCCUCUCAUCUCUGAUUCGUCUCUCCCGCACCAUAUGCACCACCUAUCUCCCCACCCACCGUCGUGAUGCUCGCGAGCUCAUCAGACAGACCACCACCCUUCUUCUCCUAUUUGACGAAUUGUCGGACCACCACUUCUCGUCCACCGCCCUCCUUGCCCUCUCCGAGCUGCAUUUCACCCUCCAAAAGCUCAACUUCCUCCUCCAUGACUGUUGCCGCCCUGGGGCCCGCCUCUGGCUCGCCCUCAACUCCAGACGACUCUCCCAUGAGUGUCGAUCUCUCUCUCGUGACAUCUCUGUUGCCCUCGAUGUGCUUCCCCUCUAUGACUUCGAAAUCUCGCCGGACGUUAGAGAGCACGUCGCCCUGCUGUUGGAGCAGGCUCGGAGGGUCCAAUUUAUGCCCGAGCCUUUGGAGGAAUGGGCUGCCAGAGAUGUUAUUGCAGUUUUGUCGGGGUUCGAGAGGGGCAUCUCUCCUGACACCGGCGAUCUUAGACGGAUUCUUAGUCGUCUGAGGAUCACGAGCUCCACAGAAUGUGCAGAUGAGAUUUGUUUCCUUAAAGAGGAAGUCAGUGGUGGAGAGGGAAGCAGGGAUACAGACCUCGUUAGUGGGCUCAUAGCAUUUCUUCAGUAUUCGCAGAGUCUGGUAUUCGAUUUUUCCGGCAAUUCCACAAGCUCUUCUGAAAAGAUCUCCUCCAGCAAUAAAUCAAGAUUUUGUAGUAACUCAAUUAGUCCUUUUGGUGAGAGAUGGACAUUUUCUGGCGACUCCACAAGCUUUUCAGGCGAGUUUUUAAAGAUUUCUGGCAUGAACCUGACAGACUUCCGGUGCCCGAUCUCGCUCGAGAUCAUGACAGACCCGGUUACCAUCUCGACAGGGCACACUUACGACAGGAUUUCGAUAUUGCAGUGGCUCUCUGCCGGAAACACAACAUGCCCUAAAACCGGCGUGACACUGACCCACUCACACAUUUUUCCCAACAACGCUGUUCAUAAUCUGACACACAAGGUCCUCCGCCUCAUUGGCAAAGAAUUCCCAGCGACCUCUACCAGUCAGAAACAAAUUCUUCCACCGAUUCCAGCUGGUAAAGCAGCUAAGAAAGGGAAGCAGAUUCUUUCUGAGUUUUUAGUCACUAAACUCGUUGCUGGAAUCUCACCAGAAAAUGACAUCGCUUUGCAAAUAAUCCGCCAGUUGGUGAAAUCUGACCCUGAUUUUCGGCAAACUUUGCCAAAAUCCAGCGUCAUUCCAGCUAUCAUCGCCAACAUCAAUUGCCCCUCGACACAAGAGAAUGCCAUGGCUUCGUUAUUGAGCCUAGCCAAGUUGCCAGAAAACCGGACAGAUAUCGCAAAUUCCGGUGGGAUUUGCGGGAUUUCAAAUGUAUUAGUUGCUGGAAUCCGGCAAGAAACACGUGAAUUUGCGGCUGCCACCCUUUUCUAUUUGGCUGGAAAUCGAGAACUCCGACCAAUUAUUGGCGAAAUUCCUUCUACUAUUCCAGCACUGGUUCAGCUGAUAUGGGAAGGAACAACUAGGGGCAAGAAAAAUGCAGUAGCGGCUCUUUUGGGGUUGAUCCUGUAUCCAGGUAACCAUAAAAAGGCAAUUUCAGCUGGAAUAAUUCCCGCUCUACUUCACCUCCUUGCCCUAGAUAAAAAAAAAGAGCUUUUGGCCGACGUGCUAGCUGUAGUCGUGACUUUGGCAGAGAAACCAGAGGGGUCUGCUGCUUUGAUACAGGCGGGAGCCAUGACCAUUUUAGCCAGAAUUUUGAGCAAUGAAGCUCCGAGAUCUAUAAAGGAGUAUUGUGUUGCCAGUUUACUCUCUCUGUGUGUUAAUGGAGGGCCUGAAGUAGUUGCUGAGCUUAGAAGGGAGCCAUCGAUAAUGGCUUCUCUGUAUUCUCUUCAAACAAGUGGGAGCGCUCGUCCUAGUAAAAAGGCGAGUGCUCUUCUGAAAUUUCUCCAUGAUUUCUAUCCCUCGAGCCCUAAUUUUUUUAACCAGGAAGCUCGACCAGGGAUGCAGGUUGUUCAUGCUCUGUAAAAACCCCAACUCUAAUUCUUUGAUUCUUUCUUUUGUGUGAUUUGGAGGGUGUUCGCCUGUAAAUACAUUUGGGGAGCCCUAGUCUCAUUUGUAUGAUAUUAUAUUUUGAUUUUGAUGUCAAAGCUAGAAGAUAAAUGUUGCGGCGUUAUAAAGUUUUGUAUGCAGUUUUAAAAGGUUCUCUAUGAUAAUAUUGUUUUGAUAUGAAAAUGAGAAGAGAUAGAUUUCGCAAUUU
Molecule: messenger RNA, 2740 nt
Organism: Amborella trichopoda
Lineage: Eukaryota; Viridiplantae; Streptophyta; Magnoliopsida; Amborellales; Amborellaceae
Product: U-box domain-containing protein 19
Biological process (GO): protein ubiquitination
Molecular function (GO): protein binding; ubiquitin-protein transferase activity
Source: RefSeq, a predicted model, not a curated record